Molecule: messenger RNA, 1845 nt
Organism: Lodderomyces margitis
Lineage: Eukaryota; Fungi; Ascomycota; Pichiomycetes; Serinales; Debaryomycetaceae
Exons: 1
Coding region: 1-1845 (614 amino acids)
Biological process (GO): actin filament depolymerization; positive regulation of actin filament depolymerization
Cellular component (GO): cortical actin cytoskeleton
Molecular function (GO): actin filament binding
Source: RefSeq, a predicted model, not a curated record
AUGUCCAUCAAACCAAUUGCAAUUGCUCCUCCGCAACCAUCGACACAAAGGGGACAGGGAGCACACAUCUCGUACGAUGCAGUCAAUGAUAGGUUGGCCUAUGUCAACGGUAAGUCCGUGAUAAUCCGGCCAGCCGAUUUCAAUUCAGCUUCGCCUGUGGUUGUUUUUACCAAACAUAUACAUCCAACCACGGCAGUUAAAUUCUCACCAUCUGGAUUUUACAUUGCAUCGGGUGACGAAUCGGGGCAGAUUAAGAUAUGGGAUGCUUCGCCAAAAAAGGGGGAAGAUGUGUUUGAACCACCGAUUAUAAAGAGCGAGUUUCAAGUAAUGUCGGGGCCUAUUAGAUCUAUAGCAUGGGAUGCCGACAACGCACGUAUUAUCGCAGUUGGCCAGGGGAAGGAGAAAUUUGGACAUGCAUUCUCGUGGGAUUCUGGUAAUUCAAUUGGUGAUAUACAAGGCCAUAGCGCCACAAUAAAUGCCGUCGACAUCAAGCCUCAGAGGCCAUACAGGGCAGCCACUGUCGGUGAUGAUUUUGCAAUGGUCUUCUUUCAGGGUCCACCCUUUAAGUUUGACAAGAGUUUGAGAGGAAAUCACACCAACUCGGUACGUGAUGUCAAAUUCAGCCCUGAUGGGGAAUUUAUAGCCUCAGUUGGCUCCGAUAGAGCCAUUUGUAUUUACCAAGGUAAGACUGGUGAAUUUAUCAAAAAAAUAGAGAAUGCACACGAUGGAGGGAUUUUUGCCGUUGCAUGGACUCCAGAUUCGAAGAAGUUUGUUACUGCUUCAGCAGAUGGGUCAGUCAAAACUUGGAGUGUCGAUGAAGGUCUCUUACUGACUCAUAAAGUUGCUGACAAGCCCACUGUACUUCAGCAAUUGGUGGGUUUAGCCGUAACCAAAGAAUAUGUGAUUGCUUUAAGUUAUGGCGGGGACUUGACGUAUUUCAAAGAUGGUGAGGUUGUCAAAGUCGUUGAAGGACAUCAAGCGCCAAUAACUAAAUUAGCUUUCACCAGGCCGUUUUUGUACAGUGGAAGUUCAGAUGGAAAGCUAGUCAAGUCUGAAAUCGAACCAACGGGAUUGAAACCAAACCCAACAAAACAAGGUGUUAAGGGAGAUGAACACAGCAACUACGUAGUUGACUUGUUGAUGGCAGAUGGUGAAUUAUACUCCAUAGGUUGGGAUGAUAAAAUAAAGCGUUGGAAAGAUGGUAAUGUAGCUGCCUCUGCAAAGUUGCCUUCCCAGCCGAAACAGUUGAGCAAUGUUGGCGCUAAUAUCGUUGUUCUUCUUGAGUCAGAAUUGCAAUUGUACAAUAAGGAGCUUGAAUUAGUGUCCACGCUAAAAUUUGACUUUUCGAGUACAAACGUGGCUCCAUUAUCAAACUCGCGUUUGUUGGUUACAAAUGGCUCAAAGAAUACUCUUGUGGGUAUCGAAAUAGACAACGGAUCAAAACUAAGCCAAACAUCUCAACAAUUUCCUACAUUGAGAACUCCUCCAACGUUAAUCAAGGUAUCUCCCAAUGGAGAGCUCUUUGCUGUUGCUGACUCUUCCGGUAAGUAUACUUUAUUCAAAGAGGAUGGGUCUGUGGUUUCAACGCGAUGGGCAUUCCACACCAGUAAAGCGUAUGAUGCGCAAUGGACCCCAGAUUCCAAGUUUUUAUUAAGUGGUGGUCUCGACUGUGGGUUGAUGUUAUACUCGGUGGAUAAACCUUCAAAGGUUGUCAAGUUUCCCCUUGCACACGCUUCUGGUGUUACAAGCUUAGCAUGGGUAGAUUACAAUAGUGAUAAGCAGACUGGACAAUUUGUCAGUUCUGGUUUAGAUGGUACCAUCAGACAAUGGGAGCUACUUAGAUAG